This is a messenger RNA of Homarus americanus (American lobster), 1463 nucleotides long. RefSeq names its product transcription elongation factor, mitochondrial-like. Gene Ontology annotation, molecular function: DNA polymerase processivity factor activity. Gene Ontology annotation, cellular component: mitochondrial nucleoid. Gene Ontology annotation, biological process: transcription elongation by mitochondrial RNA polymerase; mitochondrial transcription. Lineage: Eukaryota; Metazoa; Arthropoda; Malacostraca; Decapoda; Nephropidae. The coding region runs from base 203 to 1279 and encodes 358 amino acids. The transcript is spliced from 6 exons. The record is from RefSeq and is a predicted model, not a curated record.
GCGGCUAUCUUAACCAAUGCGACGUAUACCAUGCAUUACCUGAGAAUCCGCUGGCGCUGAGUGUACGUGUAACGUGUGUGCGGAGCCCUGAAGACUUUCAUACAAAGAAGAAAAUCUAAGAAUGAAGGAACCUUAACGAUAUGUACUGGCAAUAAGAUAUCCAAUCACUAGAAUAGAAAACAAGACGUCGUGUAUAUCAUAAAUGUAUCUGAAGGUGUGUGCGCUCCCUCGACGGCUGCUGACCAGACAUCCACUACCCUUAAGAUUUAUCCCUUAUUGUACAUCUUUAAAAACCAGUGAUACAACAGAAGAGAAUGGGAAGCUGUAUGACUUAUCAACCUAUGAACUACCUUACUCUGAAAAAGAAAAACUACUUAUAAUAGAAACCAUAAACAAUGCCUCUCCAGAAGACUUUACUAGACUUAAGGUGACUAAAGGUGUUAUUAAGAAGCUCUUGAAAAGCAAGUCACAAGUUGGCAGUUAUCAAGAUGUAUCCCAGCUACUUUUUAUUGAUGGCAUGGGAAUAAAAGCUGUUGAAAAUCUCUGUAAAUUAGUACUGAAGAAUGGAAAAAUAGAAAAAUCUGGUAAUGACCUUUGUGAAGAUGAUUUUGAAAAUGUUGUGUACAAGAAACGUUUAGUGAAGCCAAGGUUAGAUCCACUCCUAAUUAAGACUUUCCAGACAAUGGUGUCAUUGCAUGUGACUGCUGGGUUCUUGGCCUGGACAAAAUUUGAUUAUAGUGGUAAAAUACUCGAUCUCUACAUUGAGGAAUUGCUCAACUCAGAUUCACGUUUUGAUACUCCAAAGAUAUAUGAAAGGGUUACGGAAGCAGUGAUGACGAUUCCUCCAGCUGAUAUUUAUGUAUGGGAGGAGAGAAGCAACUAUGGUCACCUGCAGAAAGCUGCACUUGGUACCAUCAUUAUUUCUCUACAGUUAGCUCAAAUAAAAGGGAUGAUGACUGCCUUGUUGGCCUCCCGACGUGAGGAGAGUGAAGGUAGUCGACUGGUCUACCUAAGAGAAGUUUUAGUGCCCAAGUUAUUUAAUCUUAAGGUUGGCGAAGAAAGAAUUUCUGGCCUUAAGUUGGCUGACAAAUUAAUGGAAGGUGAACAAGUGAUGGAUUGGCUUCUGCCCCUGCCACUGGAAGAUGAUGUACAAGAGUUAUAUUUUUCCAUUGAAAGUAAUUACAGGAGAUAUGUGGCUACUUCUCUAUUUGUUGGUAUAGCAUUUCACCAGGCUGUUCUUCAACAUAAUAAUAAAGCUUUGAUGAUAUUAUGUAGAUAACACCAAAAAUAUUGUUUCUUCUUUUUUCAAUUUCUUAAUGAUUUCACCUCUCCAGUAUUCUACAAUGCAUGUUUUAUUCAAAAUCUUUAUUUAGCUACAUGAAACCAGUUACUGUACUGUAUUUCCAUCCCUGAAGAAUCAGGGGACCCAACAUCAGCACUUCACACAUAAAAAUAAAGAAUUA